Molecule: messenger RNA, 1143 nt
Organism: Aspergillus viridinutans
Lineage: Eukaryota; Fungi; Ascomycota; Eurotiomycetes; Eurotiales; Aspergillaceae
Product: phospholipase D regulator
Exons: 3
Coding region: 1-1143 (380 amino acids)
Biological process (GO): positive regulation of catalytic activity
Cellular component (GO): fungal-type vacuole; cell periphery
Source: RefSeq, a predicted model, not a curated record
AUGGCACAGGAUGUGCGCGAUUCCCAACAGCAGCCUCUGAGACUUGAGCAUGCCUUGGACGUCGGUAUCACAGAGAAAUCCCCACAGUCAUUAGAACCGCCAACCAGUCUUACAAACGGACUUAAGAAAGACAAGCGCUCCGAAGAACCUCUACGCAAUGGCACAUUAGAUGCGUCGGCUGGUGCCUCGCAAGCUAUAGAAAACGCCGUCGCAGAUAUUGGUGGUUUAGAACUGGGGAACAAAUUGCGGACAUUACCUGCAUGGAUUCGAUCUUAUGAAACUGCGAACGAUGAAGCCGAGGCGUCGGCUACAGCAAGACUACUACCUCCGCAACCCGAUGACGUGCUCGUUGCCCAACAUAACCACUCCCCCUAUGCGACGUCGAGACCAGACUAUACCACAGAGCAAGGCUUUGACGAAGAGACUGGCUUAGGCCCACGUCGCGAAUCCCGGUGGAAGUCUUUCUCAAAGGCAAUCGCCUAUCCCCUAGAACCUGACCUUGAAGAGAAGCGGGUAACGCCUGAAUGGUUGGAUCAGAACCAUACCGACUUCUCGCAGCCAUGGCGAGGGCAACUGGAGCCGAGUGAAGAUACCGAGGAUCCGCUCAAGAUGAAGCGACGCAGACAGAUCUGGUUCAAGCGCUUCCACACCACUUUGUUGAAGAGCCCUAUAGUGCCGCUGGUCUUUCGGCUCACCGUCUGGUUCUUCUCUCUUACUGCCCUUGCCCUUGGAGGAUCUAUACAGCAUCUCUCAGACAAGUACCAACACGCCCAAGGCCCGUCCGCCUUGAUGGCUAUUAUUGUGGAUGCGGUCGCCCUCGUCUAUCUGGUUUACAUCACAUGGGACGAAUACACAGCCAAACCACUGGGGCUACGCUCUCCAGCUGCAAAGGCUCGACUGAUUCUCCUGGAUAUAUUUUUUAUAGUGUUCGAUUCAGCAAACCUGAGUAUAGCAUUCGAAUCAUUAUCCACGGUCAGCGGGGCGUGUAAGCUAGCAGAGAUCAAUCAGCACAUUUCCGAGAAGAAUGAUGCGAUAUGCGACAGGCAAAUAGCACUUGCCUGUGUCCUGCUGGUUGCUCUGUUGGCUUGGCUUAUGACCUUUGCAAUAAGUGUUCUUAGACUCGUUGAGCGAGUUGCCCAGUGA